AUGAACAAUUAUCACAUUCUGCUUGAUUCUCAGUUCAUCAAGCGACUUCUUCAACCAGAUACCUUCUUUAUAUGCAUUCAUAGCUGCGAUGUACUCAGCUUCAUUGUAGAUAAUGCCACCAUAGACUAUAAUCGGGACAUUCAACUAAUUGCACCACUGGCUAAAGAGAAACAAAAUCCAGUGGUAGAUCUCUGUCUAUCAUGGAUAUCUUCUAGGAAGGGUAAAGAGGCUGCCUCUUCUUUCAAAAGGAGGAAGUCCGCCACCUUUAGGGGAAGAAAUGCAGUCCCAGGUUCCUCUUCAUCAUGGGUCCGUCCUACAAAGGAGCCUUCUGUCGAUCCCAUGGACUUUGAUGAGGGGUUAUUCCAUAGCCUCGAAGCGUCUGUGGCAUGGUCGGUCUUCUCCAAGAAAUCAGUCAUGAUGGAGAAGACAAUGGUGAUAGAGGAUUUUGCAGCUUUUCAGUUGAUAGAGAAAUUCACAGCCCUGGGAAUCUUGGGUAUCUCAGCUGAGGGUGCUCAUUUCUACAAUCCCCCAAGGAUCAAGGUUGUGGGCCUGGACUUGAGCUUAGAGAUGCAGGAGAGCAUCUAUAUGACUAUCAAUGGUAGGAAGGAGAGUCCAUUAUCUGAGACAGCUUAUACCGCCGAUGCCAAAGUGAGAUUUCUGGUUCCGAGCUCACCUCCUAGUUUUGCUGUCAACACCCAUUUUGGGCCAAUAUACACUUAUGUGGUCGAUGGUGCACAUUUGCAACCAGCCAUAUUACAAUCAAAUAUCCAAAUAGCUUUUUCGAAGAACACAUCUCGUACAGUUACAUUCACUAAUUCCUUCCCAAUUGUGCACUGUGCUGCAACAUUACAACUCAACAUAAACGCUGGAGAGAAAUCUGAUGUUGGGCAUAACCUUCUGGCACAAGCUGAUACGGGAUUAUUGCCGAAACAGACCAUCUCUGAAGAUGUUGAAGGUGAUAGUGAUUCUGAUUCUGAUGAAGGGGUUGGUGAUGUGGAUCAUAAGGAAUUACGGAGAAGAAGAAAGAUAGGGUUAGCAAAUAAAGGGAAAAUUCCUUGGAACAAAGGCCGGAAGCAUAGUGCAGAAACCCGCACUCUGAUCAAGCAGAAAACUAUAGAAGAUUUGAGUGACCCCAAGGUAAAGAAGAUGUCCGAGUACCCUCAUGCUCAUACCACGCAAAGCAAGGCAAGAAUAGGCUAUGCACAGAGACAGGUUUGGGCAAAGCGCUUGAAAUGGAAAAGACACGGUGAGAAAUUAUAUCUGAAAUGGGCAAAAAGCAUAGCAGAAGCAGCCAGGAGAGGUGGGAACAACCAACAUGAACUAAAAUGGGAUAGCUUUGACAAGAUAAAAGUUGAACUUGCUGUCAAGCAGCUUCAGUGGGCUGCAGACAAGGAAAGGGAAAAGGAGCUUGCAAAAAUGAGAAGAGAAAAUGCAGCUGAGGCAAAAGCUGAGAAGAUGGCAAGGAUUACCCUGAAGAGAAAAAAGAAGGGAAAGAUGUUUCCUUUACAUGUUGGACCUCAGAUUCACAGAAGGAAGUCAAAAAACAGUCAAGUUGGUAGUCAAGAAGACACAACAACAGGAUAUCGGCCGGCUAUUGAAAAAUGGGAUCCAAAGUUUAUUCAGAGAGAAAAAUUGCGAAAAAAAAUUUCACUUGCUGAUCAGAUCGAAGCUGCAAGGAGCAGAAGAGCAGAAUAUGCAGCACAGAAAUCUCUGGCAGAGUCUAGGAGUCAUCCUUCCAUUGCAUGGUCAAUGGGAGAAGAGAAGAGUUAGCUUAAGGCUCACUACCUGCAGCAUCAGGAGGUAAGAUAAUUGUAGGAAACUGUGAUGUUAUACUUGAUGUCAUGGGUUUAGAUUUGUUGGACCUAGUCAUCCUGUGUAAUUUGGUUGUGUUUAGAAUGGUUCAUGGACAUUCCCUAGCUCUUCAGCUGGGUUUAAGCAGUACAAUGGUGGCAGCAGACUAAACAUCCAUUGGCAUCCCAA
Molecule: messenger RNA, 1980 nt
Organism: Macadamia integrifolia
Lineage: Eukaryota; Viridiplantae; Streptophyta; Magnoliopsida; Proteales; Proteaceae
Exons: 9
Coding region: 1-1770 (589 amino acids)
Molecular function (GO): DNA binding
Source: RefSeq, a predicted model, not a curated record